This is a messenger RNA of Gavialis gangeticus (Gharial), 2763 nucleotides long. It is a transcript of the gene ANKRD61, whose product is annotated as ankyrin repeat domain 61. The record is from RefSeq and is a predicted model, not a curated record. Gene Ontology annotation, molecular function: protein binding. Gene Ontology annotation, cellular component: nucleus; cytoplasm. The transcript is spliced from 3 exons. Bases 1212 to 2498 code for a protein of 428 amino acids. NCBI's taxonomy places the organism in Eukaryota, Metazoa, Chordata, Crocodylia, Gavialidae.
GAAGAGGCAUUUUUAUUUUAAAAGAAAAUUGUAGAAGCAUGAAAUCCCAUACAACUAUUUCACAAUUUUAGGUAUCCUAUAUACUUUUUAGGGAUCUAAACUUAAACAAGACAUUUCAUCAGUAAUUAUUUAUCAUUCAUGACUUAAGAAAAAAAAUGUGACUAAUAGAUAGCACCAAGCUAGGUUUUACAAACACUAAUAGAACAAGAAAGCAAUACUGAGAGAGCUAGAGAAAAAUGAAUAUGUGAAAAAAUGCAAGCUUGUAAUGGGAAUACAAAACAUAACUAUAAUAUAAUAGGAGGGAGAAAACAAAGGACUGUUAAGAGAAAUUUAAGGUGAUUGUGGACAAAUGUGAGCAUAUGCUAUAUAAUGUGGUGACCAAAAACUGUGUAUUUAAGAUGUCUUUGACCUCUAUGUAUACGGAAGUAUAACAGAAUAGAAAAAGAACAGUCCCAGUCACCAGCCCUAUCGAGAUCUGGAAUAGUGUAUGUAAUCACAGCAACUCAUUGACAAGACACCAAGAAACUGGGGAGAUUUCAAAUGACAGCAAAUGAUAGGGAGCCAGAAAACACUAGUAUGAAAACAUUAAGCUAUGUUGAUUUGCAGUUUGGUUAUGUGACUGUUUGGGCAUAGGCACAUGCUAGUCAAUCAUUUGUAAAUAUAUAUAUGAGUUGAAAGCAAGAAAGGAAAAGGAUUUUUUUAGGGUAUUUUAUGUGGACGGAAUAAAGAGCAAAAAAGUGUGAAAUUCAGUAGAAAAGUUAGGUUAUAUACCAGAAAGUCUACACACCAAACUAUUAGGAUGUGGAAAUUGCCCAAAAAUGGAAACAAAAGGGCCAUUACUUGAUACAGAUGUGCUGCACAGAUGAUUCCUAUAUGCCAGCAAAUAGAAAUACAGUAAUUGAAGGUAUCUCCCAUCUUUAAUCUUGGAUUAUUUUAUAGUGCCUUCAGAAUGUUGCAAAAAGCACCUGGUUAAUGCUAACUGCUUAUAACUACACUAUAGUCAAUACUUUUGUCAAGCACAUGGCAACAUUUUCAGAUACCUGUCAGGUUCUACUGAUAUUUGUAACUUUAAAAGCAGUGACUUUAAAGCUGUUCUAGAACCAGUCAUCCUGCAACAUCACAAAGAGCAACUGUUCCAAAAAUGCAGAUUCUGAAAUUCUAUCUUUUUCCCAACUCUGGAUCCUCCCUAUAGAAAGUAAAUUUCUCUUAUCAUGGGUAACAUAACCAAGGGAGCCAGUACACCCAAAACUGACUCCAAUCCUUUCAUUUACACUCUUUCUUCCUUGGAGCAGAAGGCAUUUAAUCCACUGCAGGCAAAAUUAUAUGAAGCCAUAAUGAAAGAUGAUAGCACCAAUGUUAAAGCUUUACUAGCAUACCAUCCUGUCAAUGAACCGAUAACUGUUUGGGAUAACCUUAUGUGCAGCAGACCACUGUCAGCCCAGGACCAGCCUAUACUUCCAAUUCAUUUAGCUGCCAAAUACAGAAAAAAAAAGAGUUUGCAGUGUUUAUUAGAAGCUGGUGCUGAUCCAAAAAUAAGAGAUAACAGAGGUUACACAGCACUCCAUCUCCUCCUGCUCCACUGGCCAAAUAUUUAUUCAACAGGGACAGCCAUCCUAGACAGACUUCAGAGAAACCUAGCAACUACACAAAGUAAUGCAGAAAAGUGUCUCCGUAUUUUGUGUGAAAAGGGAGCCAAGAUAAACCAUGAAAUGGGAAGUUAUUACAAACACAGCCCUCUACAUUUAGCCCUAUACUCUGGAGCCUCACAAGCUAUAUCCAUUCUUACAGAGAAUGGGGCUAACAUAAAUGAGACGGAUGAGUUUGGCAAGACAGCUCUUCACACAGCUGCAGAGUUACUGAACAAAGAGGUAACGGAAACUUUAAUCAACUGCGGAGCAAACAUAAAUUGCACUGUUCCAACUUAUGGAAAAACUGCCCUUCAACUUGCAGUGUGCACUGCAUCAUCCAAAGCAGGCACAGUUUUAGCUGUUGAUAUAGACUGCAUCCGUUUACUAUUAAUUAAGGGAGCCAAAGUAAAUACCCAGGAUUGUGAAGGACACACAGUUAUUCAUGAUGCUUGUUCAGGAGGCAGAAAAGAAAUAGUUGAUCUCUUGCUAGAUUAUAAAGCAGAUGUUAACUGUUUAACAAGUCAUGGGCAAUCUCCACUUUUUCUGUUUCUUCAGCAUAAGUCAAACAUGAAACAUGUACCACUGUUAAACAAGUUGUUAAACCUCUCAUAUCCUUUGAAAUUAACCAAUAAUCAUGGAGAUCUACCCACUGGACUUCUGUUUCCAGAAUAUCAACGGGAAAAAGAAUUUCUCAUAAAACUGUCAAAAACUAUGUUGUCCCUACAGGACAUCUGCAAAAUCACUGUCAGAAGAAUAUACAGGGAGAAAAACAAACAUUACUUGAAAAACCAACUUCCAGUAUCUAUGUGGAACUCUUUGUACACUUACCAGGACUUUACACAGCGUUGGCAAAUGGAGCCCGUGAUUUAACUGUCACAAAAUUCAAAAGUUCUGAAAUAUUUUGUUCAGUAUUUAUGACACAGUUAGUUACAUCUAUACGAGAAGGCACACUGAAAUGCUGUUGUUUCCAAAACUAAUGAAAAAUUAAACUUGAACCACGAACCUUACCAACACUGCAUGUUUUAAAGCCACUCUAACCUCUCUUAAAUUUAAUUACAAGAAUCCAGAAAGUUUGGUGUUUCAUUUUGUUUUAUAUUUAUUGGUUUCUUCAGUAAUCAACACUUUAAGAGCAAGA